Salvia splendens (bonfire salvia) is the source of this 330-nucleotide messenger RNA. RefSeq names its product TPR repeat-containing thioredoxin TDX. Bases 1 to 330 code for a protein of 109 amino acids. Lineage: Eukaryota; Viridiplantae; Streptophyta; Magnoliopsida; Lamiales; Lamiaceae. The transcript is spliced from 3 exons. The record is from RefSeq and is a predicted model, not a curated record.
AUGCUGGGCUUGUGGGAAGAGGCAGCUCGUGAUUUUCACGUUGCAUCAACUUUGGAUUUUGACGCGUUCAAGCAGGUUUCUGAAGAUGCUUCUGUUUCAAAAGAUGGAGAAGUCCCCCCGAUCCAUUCUGGUAGCGAGUUGGAAGAGAAACUCAGGACUCGAAACUUCUUUUUUAUGAAAGUGGAAAUCGACGAGGCUAGAGAGGUUGUUGCUGAAUGGAACAUCAGUAGCAUCACGACCUUCUUCUUCGUCAGAAAUGGUGAGGAGGUGGAUCAGCUCGUCACCGUGGAUAAAGACAUGCUCGAGCAGAAGAUUGCUCAGCAUGCCUGA